ACACCGGCAUCCAGAUUUCUUCGGUUACCUUUUUCUCGUCACUCUCGAAACCGCACUUUAAACUUUAAAAGGAAAGAAGAACGUCGCUCCAAGAAACUAAACUACGUAUUAAAAAUUAAAGUUGAUUUGUAUGAUUAUCAUUUUCAGAAAUUUGCGAAAAUUAUUAUUGCUGGUGAAAUCGUUCACUCUUGAAGGAAAACUUUGAAAUUAAAUUAACUCUGUAGUGAGCAAGAAUCUUGCUGCAAGAUGAUUGAUACGAACAACAAUAACGGAGGAAAGGCGACCACCAAUUCAAAACGGAAACAUGACUCGAGCAUGUCGGCCAAAGUAAAGAAAUCCAAAAUUGUUGUUCCGCCUCUGAAUGACCGCGGCACUGGACAGUUACACUCGUUUGGUACUGGCGACUGCGGGCAGCUGGGUCUCGGUCAUGGUGACAAGCUCUUAAAACGGAACUAUCCGUCUCCAGUCAAAGAUAUUGAGGGCAAUAAGAUUCUGCAAGUUGCUGCUGGCGGAAUGCACACUGUGGCUCUCGAUGACAAGGGCAAAGUUUGGACGUUUGGAUUAAACGACGAUUUUGCGCUGGGAAGACCGACAAAAGAAGAGGAAGAUUCCUUUCAACCUGGUGCAGUUGACCUUGGGGCGCGCAACGUAGUGCAGAUUUCAGCAGGUGACAGUCACUCGGCCGCACUGACGGAAACUGGAGAUGUUUACGCGUGGGGAACAUUCAAGGACAUGAAUGGAAAUUUUGGCCUGAUUCCUGGCAAUGACAAGAAAUGCUGGGAUAAACCUCAGCUUAUUUCCGACGCUGUAAAUGACAAGGUCUUCAAAAUCGCAUCUGGUGAUAAUCAUCUUGUAAUGCUAACUAGCGACGGAAGAAUAUUUACUUGUGGAACAGGAGAACAAGGACAGUUGGGUCGUGUAGUAGACAAACGAAUUACUAGAUCACAAACAAAAGUCAGCACGAGAGAUUUGCUUUUGACACCCACGGAAAUUAAAAUUAGAAAAAAGUUUCGCGACGUCUGGUGUGGUAAUUUUAGCACAUAUUGUCGAACAGAAAGAUAUAACGAGAUAUGGGUUUUUGGACUCAACAACUACUACCAACUAGGGCUGGAAAACAUGGACAUUGUUACAGUACCGACCAGAAGCCCUGGUUUUCUAGGAAUUACGUGGAUUCAGAUUGCUGCUGGUCAGCAUCAUGCCGUAGCUCUGGACGAAGAUGGAAAGGUGUACUCGCUGGGUCGUGGAACCGAUGGUAGACUUGGUCUUGGAGAGGACAACGCACCUGAAGCUAUCUCCUUACCAACUUUGAUUCCAGCUUUGACUGACUCACGAAUUGUCCAGGUUGCAGCAGGCUUAUCUACCGCAUAUGCCGUCGCCGCUGAUGGUAAACUUCAUGCUUGGGGUUGUGGAGUCAAUUAUCAACUCGGAACCGGAAGUACAGACGACUUAUAUGAACCACAACCACUAGAACACAUGGUCAUCGAUGGGAAAAAAUCUGAUUUUAGCUCUAAAGCAGUGUACGUUUCGGCAGGUGGUCAACAUGUUACUGUAACCAUUAGGAAAACUGUUUAAACUGACAGAAAGACUGUCGUUAAAUAAAUUGAUCGGUUUGGGAAUUACCAUUUAAUUAUAUUGUGCCAGCUCCGCAUAACUUUUUAUGCCAAACUAGUUAGUUCGUUCGUUCGUAGAAAUACAUGUCAAUAAUUGUUGACAUCCUUGCUCGGUAUUCAAUUACUUUGUGGAUGAUAAUGCGUUAUGCACCGCCAAUGUUAGCAAUUGUUUUAUCCAGUAUUUAUCGUAAUAUAUUUAUGAUUUUCAUUUUUAUGCAUGUGUCCAUUCGUGAUUUAUUUCCCUAUAGUAAAGUUUUGUGUUUUUGCAAAUAUUAUGAUCAUUUAAAUAAAUUCCUUAAUUAAACCACAGAUUUUAUACUACAUAAACUCUGUCACACUGACGCUACUACUAACAAAUGGUAAUAGAUUUUGAUAUUGAAUAGAAUAUAGGUUCACAUAAGCGGUUGAAUCAAUAAUAUUCGAACUUUAUUACUACUAAAUAUGGCUUUAAUCUUAUGAAUUUAAUUGCUCGAGAAGGUUUAAAAAUAUAUUCAUUUUACUGAGAAGCCUUGUAUAAAGAGGAAAAUCAAAUUACAAUUAAUUCGCUAUUAAACUCAUGAGAAAAUCGUGUAAUUAUUUAA
Molecule: messenger RNA, 2191 nt
Organism: Folsomia candida
Lineage: Eukaryota; Metazoa; Arthropoda; Collembola; Entomobryomorpha; Isotomidae
Product: regulator of chromosome condensation
Exons: 8
Coding region: 247-1572 (441 amino acids)
Cellular component (GO): cytoplasm
Molecular function (GO): guanyl-nucleotide exchange factor activity
Source: RefSeq, a predicted model, not a curated record